GACACAAGAACCAUGGUGGAGCCCCAGAAUCCCAGGAAAAGGCUGGGAAUGAGCCCCGGAGUGCAGCCCCCUGCCCAGGGAGCGUCACCCGGAGCGGGAAACACGGGAAUGGCUCCAGCCAGGGAGCCGUUAUCAAUGGGAUAUCUGUAUGGAUCAAUGGGGUAUCUGUGUGGAUCAAUGGGAUAUCUGUGUGGAUCAAUGGGGUAUCUGUGUGGAUCAAUGGGGUAUCUGUGUGGAUCAAUGGGGUAUCUGUGUGGAUCAAUGGGAUAUCUGUGUGGAUCAAUGGGAUCAAUGGGAUAUCUGUGUGGAUCAAUGGGAUAUCGGUGUGGAUCAAUGGGAUAUCGGUGUGGAUCAAUGGGAUAUCUGUGUGGAUCAAUGGGAUAUCUGUGUGGAUCAAUGGGAUCAAUGGGAUAUCUGUAUGGAUCAAUGGGAUAUCUGUAUGGAUCAAUGGGAUCAAUGGGAUAUCUGUAUGGAUCCAUGGCAUAUCUGUAUGGAUCAAUGGGAUAUCUGUAUGGAUCAAUGGGAUAUCUGUAUGGAUCAAUGGGAUAUCUGUGUGGAUCCAUGGGAUAUCUGUGUGGAUCAAUGGGAUCAAUGGGAUAUCUGUAUGGAUCAAUGGGGUAUCUGUAUGGAUCAAUGGGAUAUCUGUGUGGAUCAAUGGGAUAUCUGUGUGGAUCAAUGGGAUAUCUGUAUGGAUCAAUGGGGUAUCUGUGUGGAUCAAUGGGAUAUCUGUGUGGAUCAAUGGGAUAUCUGUGUGGAUCAAUGGGAUAUCUGUAUGGAUCAAUGGGGUAUCUGUGUGGAUCAAUGGGAUAUCUGUGUGGAUCAAUGGGAUCAAUGGGAUAUCUGUGUGGAUCAAUGGGAUAUCUGUGUGGAUCAAUGGGAUAUCUGUAUGGAUCAAUGGGAUAUCUGUAUGGAUCCAUGGGAUAUCUGUGUGGAUCAAUGGGAUAUCUGUACAGAUCAAUGGGAUCAAUGGGAUAUCUGUGUGGAUCAAUGGGAUCAAUGGGAUAUCUGUAUGGAUCAAUGGGGCAGUUUUAUGGAUUGAUGUGAUCUCCUCCCACACAGGUUUUUCUAUGGAUAUUUGAGAUAUUCCUAAAGAUAUCUGAGACAUUCCCAUAGAUAUCUGAGAUUUUCCUAUGGAUAUCUGAGAUUUUCCUAUGGAUAUCUGAGAUAUCCCUAUGGAUA
Molecule: messenger RNA, 1179 nt
Organism: Cyanistes caeruleus (blue tit)
Lineage: Eukaryota; Metazoa; Chordata; Aves; Passeriformes; Paridae
Source: RefSeq, a predicted model, not a curated record